AAAAAAUCCCCGGACCGCUCCGGCCGUGUCCGCCGCCGCUUCCCGCAUCCUCUCCCGCCGCCGCCGCCUUCGCUCCUCACCAUGUGUAAGGCGGCGGGGAGCCCCGCCUGAGGUGCCCUAAACACACUAUGACCGCUCCCGAAAAGCCCGUGAAACAAGAGGAAAUGGCUGCCUUGGACGUGGACAGCGGCGGCGGCGGCGGCCACGGCGAGUAUCUGCAGCAGCAGCAGCACGGAAACGGCGCGGUGGCGGCGGCGGCGGCCCAGGACACUCAGCCGUCACCGCUCGCUCUGCUGGCCGCUACCUGCAGCAAGAUAGGGCCACCGUCGCCGGGCGACGACGAGGAGGAGGCGGCCGCCGCAGCCGGGGCCCCCGCCGCCGCCGGAGUGACAGGUGAUUUGGCUUCUGCACAGUUAGGAGGAGCACCAAACCGAUGGGAGGUUUUGUCAGCCACACCUACAACUAUAAAAGAUGAAGCUGGUAAUCUAGUACAGAUUCCAAGUGCUGCUACUUCCAGUGGGCAGUAUGUCCUUCCCCUUCAGAAUUUGCAGAAUCAGCAAAUAUUUUCAGUUGCACCAGGAUCAGAUUCAUCAAAUGGUACAGUGUCCAAUGUUCAGUAUCAAGUAAUACCACAGAUUCAGUCAUCAGAUGGUCAGCAGGUUCAGAUUGGUUUCACAGGUUCUUCAGAUAAUGGGGGUAUAAAUCAAGAAAGUGGUCAAAUUCAGAUCAUUCCUGGCUCUAAUCAAACCUUGCUUGCCUCUGGAACACCUCCUGCUAAUAUCCAGAAUCUCAUACCACAGACUGGUCAAGUCCAGGUUCAGGGAGUUGCAAUUGGUGGUUCAUCUUUUCCUGGCCAAACCCAAGUAGUUGCUAAUGUGCCUCUUGGUCUUCCAGGAAAUAUUACCUUUGUACCAAUCAAUAGUGUCGAUCUAGAUUCUUUGGGACUCUCGGGCAGUUCUCAGACAAUGACCGCAGGCAUUAAUGCUGAUGGACAUUUGAUAAACACAGGACAAGCUAUGGAUAGUUCAGACAAUUCAGAAAGGACUGGUGAGCGGGUUUCUCCUGAUAUUAAUGAAACUAAUACUGAUACAGAUUUAUUUGUGCCAACAUCCUCUUCAUCACAGUUGCCUGUUACUAUAGACAGUACAGGUAUAUUACAACAAAAUACAAAUAGCUUGACUACUACUAGUGGGCAAGUCCAUUCUUCAGAUCUUCAGGGAAAUUAUAUCCAGUCGCCUGUUUCUGAAGAGACACAGGCUCAGAAUAUUCAGGUUUCUACAGCACAGCCUGUUGUACAACAUCUACAACUUCAAGAGUCUCAGCAGCCAACCAGUCAAGCCCAAAUUGUGCAAGGUAUUACACCACAGACAAUCCAUGGUGUGCAAGCCAGUGGUCAGAAUAUAUCACAGCAGGCUUUGCAAAAUCUUCAGUUGCAGCUGAAUCCUGGAACCUUUUUAAUUCAGGCACAGACAGUGACCCCUUCUGGACAGAUAACUUGGCAAACAUUUCAAGUACAAGGGGUUCAGAACUUGCAGAAUUUGCAAAUACAGAAUACUGCUGCCCAACAAAUAACUUUGACGCCUGUGCAGACACUCACGCUUGGUCAAGUUGCAGCAGGUGGAGCCUUGACUUCAACUCCAGUUAGUCUAAGCACUGGUCAGUUGCCAAAUCUACAGACAGUUACAGUAAACUCUAUAGAUUCUACUGGUAUACAACUACACCCCGGAGAGAAUGCUGACAGUCCUGCAGACAUUAGGAUCAAGGAAGAAGAACCUGAUCCUGAAGAGUGGCAGCUCAGUGGUGAUUCUACAUUGAAUACCAAUGAUCUAACACACUUAAGAGUACAGGUGGUAGAUGAAGAAGGGGACCAACAACAUCAAGAAGGAAAAAGACUUCGAAGGGUAGCUUGCACCUGUCCCAACUGUAAAGAAGGUGGUGGGAGAGGUACCAAUCUUGGGAAAAAGAAGCAACACAUUUGUCAUAUACCAGGAUGUGGUAAAGUCUAUGGGAAGACCUCACAUCUGAGAGCUCAUCUGCGUUGGCAUUCUGGGGAGCGCCCUUUUAUUUGUAACUGGAUGUUCUGUGGUAAAAGAUUUACUCGAAGUGAUGAAUUACAGAGGCACAGAAGAACACAUACAGGUGAGAAGAAAUUUGUUUGUCCAGAAUGUUCAAAACGCUUUAUGAGAAGUGAUCACCUUGCCAAACAUAUUAAAACACAUCAGAAUAAAAAAGGUAUUCAUUCUAGCAGUACAGUGCUGGCAUCUGUGGAAGCUGCACGAGAUGAUACUUUGAUUACUGCAGGAGGAACAACACUUAUCCUUGCAAAUAUUCAACAAGGUUCUGUUUCAGGGAUAGGAACUGUUAAUACUUCCACCACCAGCAAUCAAGAUAUCCUUACCAACACUGAAAUACCUUUACAGCUUGUCACAGUUUCUGGAAAUGAGACAAUGGAGUAAAUAUUACACAAAUACUUAUUCAUUGUGGUUAUUUUUAUACAGUAGUGAGAAGAACAUUGUUCCUAAGUUCUUAGAUAUCUUUUUAUUGAUGUGCAAAAAUUUUUGGAUUGACAGUAACUUGGUUAUACAUGACACUGAAAUGCCUUACUUUGUAUGAUAUUCCAUAGUAUAUUAAAAAUGGUAAAAUUGCAUGGGUUUUGUAGGUACUUUUGGAAUCUAGAAGAAAUGAAAUUUUACCAAGUUAUAUAAAGAGAAAAUUGAAUUUAACAAUGCGAAUGGUAGUCUAACCAAAUGCAUCAAUCCUGUGUGGUUUAGUGUAAAAAUGAGAACAUGUUGGUAUUUAUCUAUUGUAAGAUAAAAAAAAAAGUUGGUGGGUGAAAGAAAUCAUGUUAUGAUAAAAAAAAUUUUUGUAAUUUUCUUGAUGACUGGAAUUUUUAUUAUGCAUAACUGACAAAUCAAGUUUCCAAGCAAAUGUUACAUAGUGUAGGCUUUACUUAGCUUAUCAAUUUGUCAUUUUGAAGCUAAUUAUUUUAAUUAGGUUAACUAUGUACAAUAUUUUAAGCAUUACUCUUGUAAGAUUUUGAAAACUACAUUUUAACAUGGAACUCUAGGGAUAGUCACCUUUUAAAUCCUGUUGAAAAGCCAUGUUUAAGAUUUAAUUUGCCAAAAUAAUGUCUUGUUAAUAUUCUUUCAAUAACGAAGUUGGGCAAUAUAACCAAUGUUUAAAAAAGUUUAAAAUGUAUAGGUUGAGGCAUUUGGGUGGUAAGAAAAUGUUAUAGUGAAUUAUCCCUUUUCUUGAGUAUUGGAGGACCAAAAAAAUAAGGUGUUAUUGCGUCUUAGCAGUGAUUUUUUUUUUUUUUUUUGAAUCCAAUUUUGUUUCCAAAAACCACAUGUCUGCCAGGGCCUUAAAAGCCAUCAUGUAAAUUACCAGUAAAGUAUAACAUAUGCAAACAUAACAAAAUCACUUCCAUAGUGACGAUACUCCAACCAUAUGGAUAUUAGUCAUAGAGAACUAGAGGUUUUAUGAUAUUUUUUUAAGUGUUUUUUUUUUGUUUGUUUUAUUUUUGGUCUAGGUAGUCAGUCUGCACUUAAAUAUCAACCAUUUUCCUUUUUUGCUUUUUCCCUUAAAAUUUAUAUGUAUCCAGUACAUUUAAUUGAGAAAUGUAUGUUUUUUAUUAUGCUGUAUUUUCUUUUUAUUUUUUAAUUAUUGUUUAUAUUUUCAAUUAUUAAAAAAUGUACAAAAUAAAGUUUCAUUGCUGGUCUUGUAAGAGCUAUACAAUUUUCCAAAAUGUAUACCUAUAACUGCAGCAGUUCACUUAUUUCAAAAAUUUGGGAUUCUGUUCAUUUGUUAUUCUUAAGACCACCUCAAAUUUAAAGGCUACCUUAUUGUACGUUUAAAGUGUAUUAUAACAGUGUGGUAGUUAAUAAAACACUAUUUUUUUUUCUUUUGA
Balaenoptera musculus (blue whale) is the source of this 3907-nucleotide messenger RNA. It is a transcript of the gene SP3, whose product is annotated as Sp3 transcription factor. The transcript has 7 exons. Lineage: Eukaryota; Metazoa; Chordata; Mammalia; Artiodactyla; Balaenopteridae. Gene Ontology annotation, molecular function: DNA-binding transcription factor activity, RNA polymerase II-specific; RNA polymerase II cis-regulatory region sequence-specific DNA binding. Gene Ontology annotation, biological process: regulation of transcription by RNA polymerase II. Bases 129 to 2456 code for a protein of 775 amino acids. The record is from RefSeq and is a predicted model, not a curated record.